CAGAACACUGAAUUAAUUUGCAUCCUCUUUUAAGCGCGAUUUUAACGCCUGUCGAGAAGUUUCCGUCUCAUUUCCAUACGAGUCCGUCGCGAGGGCAUCCAUCAUUUUCUUCAACAAAGCAGAGUUUACUAAAGCUUCACAAAAAUGCCCUUCUCUAAAGUGAUGCCGGCUCUAGCCAGAGCAAAACCUGAUCAAUUAUUCGGAAUGAGAUUGCGCUCCACGGUCGCGUCCACGCAGCGCAAGGAGCUGAAAUCAGAAGAAGCGCAGCUGGAUUCCUCGUGCGCUUUAGUGGAGACUCGGGAUGUCAUCAACGGAGCCAAAGCGCACAGAAGCAGCCAGCCGAAGAUCUCCAUCGAUUUUGACAACACACAAGAAGCGUACAAAAGUAAAGACACACUGGAGCUGUUCAGAAGUCUGCUGGUAUUUAAACUAUGCUCUGUUGACUUCCUGGUCGAUAAAAACAAAGAGCUGAUGUUUUUGAGUAAGAAGGUUCUUGGCCAGCGGCUUUUCGAAAAACUGAUGAAGAUGACUUUCUACGGGCAGUUUGUGGCAGGCGAGGACCAGGACAGCAUCAAGCCCUUGAUCGAGAAGAACCAAGCGUUUGGGGUCGGCUCGGUUCUGGACUACAGCGUAGAGGAAGAUCUGACCCAGGAGGAAGCUGAGAAGAAAGAGAUGGACUCGUGUGUCUCUGAAGCUGAGAAAGAGAAUCAUGCGGAAACCAGCAUUUACACGGCUCAGCAUACUGAAUGUAUGGAUCAUCGUGAGAAGAAGUACAAAGCUCAUCGUCAGUUUGGAGAUCGACGUGGAGGGGUGAUCAGCGCUCGGACGUAUUUCUAUGCAGAUGAGGCCAAAUGUGAUCAUCACAUGGAAACCUUCAUCAACUGUAUUAAAGCUUCGGCCGGAAGUUCAGUCGAUGGAUUUUCUGCUAUUAAGAUGACCGCGUUGGGACGGCCGCAAUUCUUGCUUCAGUUCUCAGAGGUGCUGGUGAAGUGGAGGAGGUUCUUUAAUCUGUUAGCAGCACAUCAGGGGUUGGACGGGAUGGCUUUACUGGAACAGAAACUGGAACUGGAAAAACUGCAGGACAGUUUGAUCAAACUAGGAGUUGGCGCUAAACCAGACAUUGAGAACUGGUUUACUGGAGAGAAACUGGGCUCAUCUGGAACCAUUGAUCUGCUAGACUGGAACAGUCUUAUUAAUGACACAACCAUAAUCUCCAACCUGCUCGUGGUGCCCAACAUGGAGACGGGUCACCUGGAGCCUCUGUUGAGUAAGUUCACUGAUGAAGAGGAGAAGCAGAUGAAGAGGAUGCUACAGAGGAUGGAUGUUCUGGCCAAGCACGCUGUGGAGAACGGUGUGAGAUUGAUGGUGGACGCAGAGCAGACGUAUUUCCAGCCAGCGAUCAGCAGACUGACCCUGGAGAUGCAAAGGAUCUUUAAUAGAGAAAAGCCCAACAUCUUUAACACCUACCAGUGUUACCUUAAAGAGGCGUAUGAUAAUGUGUCAGUAGAUGUGGAGCUCUCGCGUCGUGAGGGCUGGUACUUCGGUGCCAAGCUGGUUCGUGGAGCAUACAUGUAUCAGGAGAGAUCCCGUGCAGCAGAAAUCGGUUACGAAGAUCCCAUUAACCCCGAUUAUGAAGCCACCAACAGAAUGUACCACAAGUGUUUGGAAUACGUGCUGGAAGAGAUUCAUCUCAAUAAGGCGGCAAAUGUCAUGGUGGCAUCUCACAAUGAGGAUACAGUCAAAUUCACCCUAGAAAAGAUGAAUGAGAUGGGUCUCUCUCCAACAGAGAAUAAAGUUUACUUUGGGCAGCUGCUGGGAAUGUGUGACCAGAUCAGCUUUCCAUUGGGUCAGGCAGGAUUUCCGGUGUACAAGUACGUUCCUUACGGUCCGGUGAAUGAGGUCAUCCCUUACCUGUCACGCAGAGCGCAGGAGAACCGCGGCAUCAUGAAGGGUUCUCAGAGAGAACGAAGUCUGCUGUGGAAAGAAAUCCAACGCAGACUCUUCAAUGGACAACUGCUUUACAAACCCGUAUACUAAACCAAACCCGCACGACUGUAUUUAAACAACACGAUAUCUAAAUAACUCAAUCGGUACUUAGAAACUUCAGUUUUUAAGCUUCAGAGGACACCGAUCACUAACCUGCUCUCGCAUACUAUUCAAAAAGUGGAGAGGAACUAAGUGCUAAUCUGACCUGGCUUUUCCCAGUUUUCACUGCCAGUCUAUUAUUAUGGUAUACAGUCUGAUAAACCCAUCCACAAACUGCAUGUGAUAAACAAAAUGAACUGUAAUUUGUUGCCAUCAGAUGACUCUUUCUGUCAAAGUAGGUGGUUCUUGGACAAAUGAAGCUGCAAAUAUUGACUACGUGAGACGGUGUCCCCAUUGGCAGACAUUGUUAAGUGAAUACGAAAGUUCUGGAGGACUAUCGUGUAGGAUUUGACUUUAACCGAUUGGUUUGUGAAAGUGAAAAGGUUGGAAAUGUUAUGAUGUCAAUGAUCAUACUGUUAUCUUUACCCACCCAUGAGACCUCUGGUUACAUCAGCAGAACAGAAAUGUUGUCACAGAGGCGGUGUCAGUUUUGUUGAAAGAUAAUGAAUACUACUGAAUUGUGCCUAGAAAAAAGACCUGGGACUUUUUGUAAGAUGGUAAAGAGGGUCGAUUUUGAGUUCAUGCCGUAUUUAGAUAAGAUUUUAAUCAUUCCACUUUAACUUCACUAGAGGGCAGUGUAAAACAACUCUCAAGACUCUUGGCCUUAUUUUGGCCGUAGCUGUAUCCCUUCUAGCCAUAACUGGUUAUGUUCGGCAUAGGGUACUUGUGUUUUACUCAUACUGUUUUUGCACAGUGCAUACAGUUUUCAUUAUGCAAGUUUGCUAUAUUCCAUCUAUAUGCCAAAAUACACAAUAUAUAGCACAAUGUACUAUACCACAAUGUAUUGUGCUUAACCUUUCAUUUCAAACAUGUGAUGAAUGAACUGGAAAAAUACUCUUUUUCUUUACUCAUUAUGUGACUGAACGGUUAAAUGUUAAGACAGUUUAUCACAACAAUUGCAAAAUUGCAGUAUAUAUUUUUUUAGACGGUAGCACCAAAUGAAUGAAGGUUUCUUUAAAAAAAAAGAUUGUCUUUUAUAAUGUUUGUAUAUAGACAUUAGACAGUAAUACUUUAUGUAUUAUUUAGUGUCUUUAUGAAUGAAGUAUGUUUAAACUUCAAUCCACUGACCGGUUCAAAGCAUUUUAGCACUGAAUAUUAUGGCUACUAAUGUAAAUUAGGUUGUGUUUUUGCUUAUUCAAAAACAAAAUGCUGCUUAAAUGUAAGUUUUGGUUUAAGUUUAAGACGAAGUGUGUAUGUGAAUAUUUUAAUUGUAUGCAUUAUUUACUUAUCUAUUUUUAAAAAGUAAAUACUGCAUAUUGACAGCGCACAUUACUCUGGUCAGGGUAAUUUUAGGCUGUUUUGCACUGUUUUAAACUUUCAACAUGAAAAUAAAAUAUGGAUGGCUGUAUAUAAAAAUGUUAAUAAACAUAUUAUUACAAAAGUC
This is a messenger RNA of Misgurnus anguillicaudatus (oriental weatherfish), 3529 nucleotides long. Lineage: Eukaryota; Metazoa; Chordata; Actinopteri; Cypriniformes; Cobitidae. The record is from RefSeq and is a predicted model, not a curated record.